This is a messenger RNA of Sorghum bicolor (sorghum), 2024 nucleotides long. RefSeq names its product vacuolar cation/proton exchanger 1a-like. Gene Ontology annotation, cellular component: plant-type vacuole membrane. The transcript is spliced from 9 exons. Lineage: Eukaryota; Viridiplantae; Streptophyta; Magnoliopsida; Poales; Poaceae. Gene Ontology annotation, biological process: intracellular calcium ion homeostasis; calcium ion transmembrane transport. The record is from RefSeq and is a predicted model, not a curated record. Gene Ontology annotation, molecular function: calcium:proton antiporter activity.
AUCAAUAAUUCACAUUCCUAGCAUCUUUCUGCCUUUCCGCCGCUCGCCUCCCCUCCAUAUAUAUCCAUCCUCCUCUAUACUGACAGGCUCGCCCACAACGAACAGCCCUCCCUGUGACUCUGCGAGCGAGCGAGCGCGCACACACACAGACUGAGCGGCGGCGGCAGAGGACAGCGCGAGGGGAGAAAGAGAGAGAGAGAGAGAGAGAGAGAGAGAGAGAGAGAGAGAGAGGGGGUUGGAUCGGCUGCCGGACGACUCGACCGGCCGGCCCGGGAAGUAAGGGAAGGGAAGGGAAAGGAUCGAUGGAUCGGCUGCCGGAGUCGACCCGGGGCAGCACGAUGCGCAAGUACGCGUCGGAAGCCGGCGGGCUGCGCGCGGCGCGGCAGGGCCCGCACGGGCGGUCGCUGACGGCGCGCACGGCGCACAACAUGUCGGCGGCGGCGCUGCGCAAGAAGUCGGACGCGUCGCUGGUGCGCAAGGUGCCGUUCGCGCCGCUCCGCCCGGUGCUCGCCAACCUGCAGGAGGUCUUCCUCGGCACCAAGCUCGCCGUGCUCUUCCCCGCCGUGCCGCUCGCCAUCGCCGCCCAGUGCGCCAACUUUGGCCAGGUAUGUUAUAUGAUUUUACCUCUGUGUUUUUUUUUUCUGAAUCGGCCGUGCUUACGAUUCGAUUAGCAGCCGUGAGGAACGUUAACGGGGCAGGGCAGUGGGCGGCUCCUGAACGCGACGUGCGGCAACGCCACGGAGCUCAUCAUCGCGCUCUUCGCGCUCAUGGAGGGCAAGAUCGAGGUCGUCAAGUGCUCCCUCCUCGGCUCCGUCCUCUCCAACCUGCUGCUCGUCCUCGGCACCUCCCUCUUCUGCGGCGGCGUCGUCAACCUCGGCUCCGACCAGCCAUACGACAGGACGCAAGCGGACGUCAGCACGGGCCUCCUCAUCCUGGGCGUGCUGUGCCAGUCGUUGCCGCUCAUGCUGCGCUACGCCGUGAGCGCCGGCGAGCACUCCGUGGCAGCCGACACCACGGGGCUCGACCUCUCCCGCGCAUGCAGCCUCGUCAUGCUGCUCGCCUACGUCGCCUACCUCUUCUUCCAGCUCAAGACGCACGCCCAGCUGUUCGAGCCGCAGGAGGUCGCGGACGAGGACGGCGAGGCAGAAGAGGACGAACAGGCGGUCAUCGGAUUCGCCAGCGGCCUCUUCUGGCUAGCCUUCAAGACCGUGCUCAUCGCCAUCCUGUCCGAGUACGUUGUCGGCACGAUUGAGCCUACCUCCAAAUCCUGGGGUUUGUCCGUCAGCUUCAUCAGCAUCAUCCUGCUACCAAUCGUCGGCAACGCCGCAGAGCAUGCCGGGGCCAUCAUUUUUGCUCUCAAGAACAAGCUGGACAUCACCCUCGGAGUAGCUUUGGGUUCGGCAACCCAGAUCUCCAUGUUUGUGGUGCCACUGAGUGUCAUUGUAGCUUGGAUCGCGGGUAUUCAAAUGGAUCUCGACUUCAAGCUGCUAGAGACCGGCUGUCUCUUCGUCUCAGUAAUAGUGACAGCAUUCACUCUGCAGGAUGGAUCGUCACACUACCUGAAGGGGAUCCUUCUGCUGCUAUGCUACAUUGUGAUCGGUGCAUGCUUUUUUGUUACGCGGCAACCUGCAAGUCAUGCAAACAACAAUGGUGCUGGGCUGUUGCUGCCAACUGAUACUUUGGGUGCACAAGUUGCAUAACGGUUCAAGAGUCAUGCCUGAACAAAUGAGCAUCCAAGACAGCAACGCAGUGUUCGAGUCUGAAACAGUGCGGUGCAAAGAUUGAUGCUUUCAGAAGAGACGAAAUCGGUCAGUGGCUCAGUGCUUUCGGAGAAAUGUAUUCAUCACUGCACAAAAAUCGGCAUAUGAAAAGUAUUAUUUGUGCUUGUAUUACUAUUGGUUUAGUUAGCCUAGCUGCUGUUGCAAUAAGGGUACCGAAUAUGCAUCCGGUCUAUGUAUAUGAUGGUGUCUUGUUUCAUUUAUUAUACAGCUUAAUAAGAUAUGCAGAGGGUGGAUUUGUGUAUA